AUGGGAAAGCUUCACCUGUUGAAGGCCUGCUCUUCACUUACGAUCACUCUGACUCCUCCAUCACCUGUCAACAUGACAACCUCAUCCCUGCGUAGGCAGGUGAAGAACAUAGUUCACAACUAUUCCGAAGCGGAGAUUAAGGUUCGUGAGGCAACCUCUAAUGAUCCAUGGGGGCCGCCAUCGUCUCUCAUGUCAGAGAUUGCUGAUUUGACCUUUAAUGUGGUGGCUUUUGCUGAAGUCAUGGGCAUGGUGUGGAAGCGCCUCAAUGACAGUGGCAAGAACUGGAGACAUGUCUACAAGUCCCUGACCCUAUUGGACUACCUACUGAAGACGGGAUCAGAGAGAGUGGCUCAACAGUGUCGAGAGAAUGCAUUCACUAUUCAGACGCUUCGUGAUUUUCAAUAUGUUGACCGUGAUGGCAGAGACCAAGGGGCUAACGUCCGAGAAAAAUCGCGCCAACUGGUGUGUCUUCUCCGGGAUGAAGACCGUCUUCGUCAAGAGAGAACUCAAGCGCUGAAGACCAAAGAGCGAAUGGCCGGUGGAGCGGGUAGUGGCGGAGGGGCCAUGUAUGGAGGAAUACCCUCAUCCUAUCAUCCGGGCAGGCGGACUAGCCAGCCCAGCAUGGCUGCACUCUACGGGGAAGAGUUGAGCCGCUCCAGAGGUUCUCCAUCCUCCUUCAACUCAGCCUCAUCUUCAUCUCCUCGAGAUGCCUCUGAGCUGGAACAGGCUCGACCACAAACCACUGGGGAAGAAGAGCUUCAGCUCCAGCUGGCUUUAGCCAUGAGCAGAGAAGAGAAUCAGAAGAAUCUGAUGUGCUCACUGAUGAUGUCAAAGAUGCCAACCCUGCAGGAGCGGCGCUGUCGUCAAGGAGACGUGUCAGUCCUGCAGAAGGUCGUGAUUGAGAGCAGGAGAGCGAGCCAGUCAGGGACACAGGAGUCGACAAUGCUGGACCUUGUAGACGUCUUUGGUGCAUCGUCUGAAAGGCCACCUCCGCCUGGUGACCCCUGGGACGCUGCCCGGCCUUGCUGUAACAUCACUUCUGACCCUUGGGAUUCUGUAGCCGUCCCAUCCUCGAACGCUGCUAAUCCAUGGGCCCCUUGGGCCGACUCGUGCAGAGAGCCAUGGGAGGCGGCGCCCACCUGCAACCCUCCAGUCAAUCACACGUGGGAAAGAUCAAACGAGCUCGAGAGUGAUGGGACAUAUAUGGAGAGUCCACAUGAAACGGAGAAGCCUCAGCAGGAUUUUCCUCAAUGGUCUUCUUCUCAGCCAGAGAGUCAAACAGAUUCUGAAGUACGUGAGACUGAAGACAUGUUCUGUGGAGCGGAUGAUCCAUUCAGAAAUGAAGCUCCGGUGAAACCUCUGCUAAAUGGUCGGGACUCAGACAGUCCAGAGAUGUUGGAUACGUCUCGACUCGCACCGCCUGUAAGCACUACGCCACGUAUGUGUCAGACCCCUGAAGCCUUUCUUGGACCUACGGGGGCCUCAUUGGUCAAUUUGGACACACUGAUACCCCCAACUCCGCCAAGCAAGGCGCACAACAACCCCUUCCUCUCAGGUCUGAGCAGUCCAUCUCCUACCAACCCCUUCCACUGUGACCAGCCUCGCCUUACCCUCAACCAAAUGCGCCCAUCCUCGACAUCUCCGCUGCCCCCGCACAUGCUGUCCUACAGUUCGUCACUUCCACUACCUCUCCUUCACAGAGGGUCAACCCUUCCCUCUUCGCAGACCCAGCCUCCCGCCAGACUUAUGGACCUUCCCUCCAACCUUCUCCAACCAAUGCUCCCCCUCUCUUUGCAGCCCAUGGCUAACAUUCAAUCCCAAGCACAGACACAGAGCCACAACCCGUUCCUCUGAGACUUCAUUUGCUUUUGCCAUUUGCACACUCUAGACUAUAACUUGAACCUGAACCAGAGUCAAGAUCUUAUUAAAUGUCUGUCUGUGUGCACACAUGAAAUGGAUCAAACAUCGACUGGAAAUUCAGCAAGCCUCAUGAUAUUGCAGGAACGUUUUUGUAGAGGUAUCUUCAAAUCUAUAUUACAGUGCACUUCUGUCCCUGUCCAUCUAAUUUCAUCAAAAUCCUUAUUGCAGCAUUAAUAAUGCUAUGGUUACAAUAGCAUAACUGUCCAUUGAUAAAUUGUUCACUAAUUUGACAGGGUGGGCUCUGUAUUUUCAUUCCUAGCACAAAGCGCUGUCUAACUGCACAUUUAUUUUCCUCCUGGGCUGAA
This is a messenger RNA of Syngnathus typhle (broad-nosed pipefish), 2225 nucleotides long. RefSeq names its product epsin-3-like. Bases 1 to 1854 code for a protein of 617 amino acids. NCBI's taxonomy places the organism in Eukaryota, Metazoa, Chordata, Actinopteri, Syngnathiformes, Syngnathidae. The transcript has 12 exons. Gene Ontology annotation, biological process: endocytosis. The record is from RefSeq and is a predicted model, not a curated record. Gene Ontology annotation, molecular function: clathrin binding; phospholipid binding. Gene Ontology annotation, cellular component: plasma membrane; clathrin vesicle coat; endosome.